UGGUUUUUGGAAGUUUACUUUGUCGCUUUUAGGUUAUGUUUUUGUUAUUUAAAAUCACAUUACAGUUUUUCAGUGUUUUGUAUUUGAUAAAAUGAGGAACCAGUGAAUAUAAAUAUGCAUUGAAUAAUUUAGUACUUUAUAUCUUUAAUCAUUCAAAAUGUUGCUCUUUUGUCCUGAUUGUAACAAUGUAUUGAUCGUUGAAGAAAUCACUGAUCGUUAUAGAUUCAAGUGUAGAAUAUGUCCUUAUGUUUUUAACAUACGACAACGCAUUUCAACGCGAAACUACCCAAAAUUAAAGGAAAUCGAUGAUGUACUUGGAGGUGCAGCUGCAUGGGAAAAUGUCGAUUCAACUGAUGAAAAAUGUCCAGAGUGUGAACAUCCAAGAGCGUAUUUCAUGCAAAUUCAAACAAGGUCUGCUGACGAACCUAUGACAACCUUCUACAAAUGCUGUAAUCCACCAUGUGGCCAUAGAUGGAGAGAAUAAGCACAUGUACUCAUAAGUUAUUAUUAAAUUUAUAUUUCUAAUCAAU
Nilaparvata lugens (brown planthopper) is the source of this 530-nucleotide messenger RNA. RefSeq names its product DNA-directed RNA polymerase III subunit RPC10 (gene Polr3K). The coding region runs from base 158 to 484 and encodes 108 amino acids. The record is from RefSeq and is a predicted model, not a curated record. The transcript has 2 exons. Gene Ontology annotation, cellular component: RNA polymerase III complex. Gene Ontology annotation, biological process: DNA-templated transcription; termination of RNA polymerase III transcription. Gene Ontology annotation, molecular function: zinc ion binding; DNA-directed RNA polymerase activity; nucleic acid binding. Lineage: Eukaryota; Metazoa; Arthropoda; Insecta; Hemiptera; Delphacidae.